Molecule: messenger RNA, 963 nt
Organism: Pelodiscus sinensis (Chinese soft-shelled turtle)
Lineage: Eukaryota; Metazoa; Chordata; Testudines; Trionychidae
Product: olfactory receptor 5AP2-like
Biological process (GO): G protein-coupled receptor signaling pathway
Cellular component (GO): membrane
Molecular function (GO): G protein-coupled receptor activity; olfactory receptor activity
Source: RefSeq, a predicted model, not a curated record
AUGGAGAAAGCUGCAGGAAGAAAUGGAACGCCCAUCAAUCAAUUCAUCCUUUUAGGGUUUGGGAACAGCCCAGAACUACAGCCCCUACUCUGUCUUGUCUUCCUAGUGAUCUACCUUGUGACCGUGGUUGGGAACCUCCUCAUCGUUGCGCUAGUUGUGACUGAUCGGCACCUCCACACCCCCAUGUACUUCUUUGUGGGAAACUUGUCCUGGUUGGAGACCUGCUACAGCUGCACCAUCCUGCCCCGGCUGCUGGCCAGUCUCCUGACGGGGGACAGGACCAUUUCUGUUCAGGGCUGCAUCGUUCAAUUAUAUUUCUUUGGUGUCACAUCAGCUACAGAAAAUCUGCUGCUCACGGCCAUGUCCUACGAUCGGUAUCUAGCCAUCUGCCAUCCCCUCCGCUAUGCUGCUCGCAUGAACGGCCGUUUCUGUUGCCAGCUGGUGUCAGGAUCCUGGAUAAGCAGCUUUCUGGGCUGCACCAUGGGCCAUAUUUUCUUCUUGCAAUCAACGUUCUGCGAUUCCAAAGAAAUUGACCAUUUCUUUUGUGAUGUAUCACCCGUGAUAAAAUUGUCUUGUAGCGACACCCGGACUCACCAAACCUUCACGUUUAUUAUCUCUGCCGUGGGGACAAUUAUACCCUGUCUACUGACCCUGGCGUCCUACGUUUGUAUCAUCACGGCCAUCCUGAGAAUCCCGUCCAGCACUGGGAGGCAAAAGGCCUUUUCCACCUGCUCCUCCCACCUCAUUGUGGUGACUGUUUACUACGGGACCGUGAUCGCUGUCUAUGUGGUUCCAACAGAUAAUGCUCCCAAGAUCCUACACAAAAUAUUCUCUGUCUUCUACACAGUCCUGACUCCCAUGAUCAACCCCAUCAUCUACUGCCUGAGAAACAAGGAGGUCAAAGAGUCCCUCAGAAAAACGAUUGUGAAACUGGUGGCGCGCAGAAACUGGCAUGGAGUCUGA